Phaedon cochleariae (mustard beetle) is the source of this 1000-nucleotide messenger RNA. NCBI's taxonomy places the organism in Eukaryota, Metazoa, Arthropoda, Insecta, Coleoptera, Chrysomelidae. The record is from the annotation of a GenBank genome assembly.
CGUUGACAAUUUUGACAGUUAUUUUAUAUUUUACUUAAAUUUUUGAAGGUUUGGUGUUUGUUGAUCGGGUUUGCGGAAAACCUUACUUUUUCUCGAUUUCAAAUCUAAUAAAAUUGCUAUUGAAGUGGAGAAAAAAUUUCACAAUGGUGAUUAUAAAUUCAUUCAAAUACCCAGAAUCUACGAUUCGAUGCCUAAAAGAGGACGUCCGACUAAUCCUUGAUAAAAAAGAUCUUGGUAAAGGCACCCUUUAUGUGAGUGAAAGUACUUUGUGCUGGCAUCAAAGGGAACGGGACAACUAUGGUCUCACCAUCAACUAUCCCAACAUAUCUCUGCAUGCCAUUUCCAAAGAUUUGGCUGUCUUCACUGGAGAAUGCGUUUAUGUGAUGGUGGAUGGACAAAUUUCAAUGCCAGGUGACCCACCACCAGAAAAUGAAGAAGAUAGUGAUAACAGUGAUAUGGAAUCUGCUUCAGAUAUCUCAGAAAUACUACUAGUACCUAACACUACAGAAGCCAUCUCAGAAAUAUAUGAAGCUAUCAGAAUAUGCCAGGAGUUGAAUCCUGAUCCUCUGGAUGUAGAUGAAGAUAGUGUUGAGGAAGAUGAUAAUCUUUAUGAAGAUGCUGAAGAUGAUAUGAAUGAAGAAUAUGAUAAUGCUUCUGAGAGAGGUGGUGGAGAUGCUGAUAUUGAUGAUAUUACAAGGAGGAUUCGUGAUAACCUUCCUGAUGUUCAAGUUAAUUACAGAAAUGGGCAUAAUGAGGAAGAUGAAUUCCAAGAUGCAGAUUGAGUUGUUUUUGAGUUAUCUGCUUGUUUUUUUGUUUUUUGUACUUUUAUAAUGAUUGAUGUGAUUCUAGUAUUGUCUUAGGAAAUAUGACUAAGUUACUCACUAACUCACCAUAAGCUUUGUUUCUGAGAGAUGGAAUUAAAAGUUUGGUUGUAACUUGAUUUGUUCCAAAUAUUUGAUUCAUCUAAAUAUCUAAUGAUUAUUAAAAUUAUAUAUAAAAA